AUGCCAACCAAGCUGAUUGAGAUUAGGGGAGAGUAUUCUGGCCGCCAAUAUUAUGUGAGCUGUUUAUAUUAUAAUAAAAAUUAAAAAAAAUUUUUUUUAAUUUUUAAACGUAUUUUUUUAAAUUUAAAAUUUAAAAAAAUAAAAUUUUUUUUUGAUUUCAAAGCAAAAAUUCUCAAAAUUUAAAAAAAGCCACUAGUUGAAGACUGAAAUUUUUUAAAAAUAUGUCAAUUUUAGGUAAUGCCACAAAAAGACCUUAUAAGAAACGGAUGGGUUGCUUGCAAAACUUAUAAUUUGGAGCCGGCCGUCAUCCUCGAAGAAAGAUCUGAUCUUCUUAUUUACAGUCAGUUUAUACUGUUGCACUACCCUACCCUACCCUACCCUACCCUACCCUACCCUACCCUACCCUACCCUACCUUACCCUACCCUACCCUACCCUACCUUACCCUACCCUACCCUACCCUACCCUACCCUACCAUACCCUACCCUACCCUACCCUACCCUGCCCUUCCCUACCCUACCCUACCCUACUCCAGAUUUUGCUUUGCCUUACCUUGUCCUGUCCAGUUCUGCCCGCCCUGCUCUGCCAUACCGUGCUCUUUCUUGCCUUGCCUUACCUUGUCCUACCCAGCCCUACCUUACUCUCUCCUGCACUGCCGUGCCUUGCACUGCCCUGCCCUGCGCUGCCCUUUCUUGCUUGACCUUGUCCUGCUCAGCCUUGCUUUGCCCUGCCUUGCUUUGCCCUGCCUUGCGCUGUCUAGCCUAGACCUGCCCUACACUAUCCAGUUUUGCUUCGCCCUGCUUUAUCCUGCCGUGCCGUGCUGUUCCAUGUCCUUUUUUACCCUGCCUUGCACUGCCCGGCCUUAGUUUGUCCUGUCCAACUCUAUACUGCCCUUUUCUGUCUUGCUCUACUUUACCUGUCUUUCUCCUGUCUUACCCUAUAGAUACAACUCUCUAGAGUAAUGACACACGCAUAUUUACAUAUAUACCUUUAGAUUAUUUGACCUUGACCCAAUGGUUCCCAACGAACAGUUUCUUAAGCAUAGGCUUGUAUGCUAAACCCGAUGAAGAGCCACAAUGGAUGGAUGGCAGUUCAUACAACUACACGAAAGUAGUCAACGACCCACUUAAUAAUACCACUUCAUACUACGGCAUGUUUAUCAACGCACCCAGCCUGCCGGCUGGAAGUUGGAUGGCUGUAGCAGAGAAUACUGAAGGUCUUGGUCAUCUGUGUCAAUAUAGAUACCCGGAGGAGAAAGAUGAAAAGAUUUUGUCUUUGUGA
Molecule: messenger RNA, 1279 nt
Organism: Bursaphelenchus okinawaensis
Lineage: Eukaryota; Metazoa; Nematoda; Chromadorea; Rhabditida; Aphelenchoididae
Source: the annotation of a GenBank genome assembly